Molecule: messenger RNA, 628 nt
Organism: Paramisgurnus dabryanus
Lineage: Eukaryota; Metazoa; Chordata; Actinopteri; Cypriniformes; Cobitidae
Source: RefSeq, a predicted model, not a curated record
AUGAUGGUAUGGUAGGCACAGCCCUUUUUGUUUUUAUAAUGUAGUCUUGCACACUUUUUAACUGUGUUCAUUGCAUAUAUGUACUUGUUACAGUACUUUACCAUUGGGGGGUAUUUAAAUUCUGUUUUACCUCUUUUUUCCCCCAUUCUUUUGACUUGUCUAGGUGUUGCCUCUCAAUCGGGCAGGGGUGGACGUGGACAGAAAGGACAAUCAAUAAUGGAUGCUUUUCAGGCUCCGACCCAGAGAAGUUCUCGUGCGAAAGUGCCCUUGUCCUACUCUGAUGAGAUUUCUAUCACUGUAGAUGACAGUGACUCAGAUGAGAAUGUACCAUCGGUCAAUCCUUCCAGGCCCACACAUAAGACUUCUUCAUCAAGCUCCAGAGGAAGAGGUUCCCAGAGCCAAAGCCAGUCGUUUAAAGGGGUGACCUUCGAUGACAGUGAUGAUGAGGAUGAGUUUGAUCCAUUUAAGGGCUCAAGUCGACAACGGAGAUGAGGAGAGAAUUCCAGUUACUUUCUCUUAUUAAUUUCACAAUGCCAUCAGAGUUUGUGCAGAGUUUAAAAUAAGCUUGUUUUAUGUUUAUCGUUAAGUUAAACAUAUGUUUAGUAUUAAAAACCUUUUUUCAAUUUAA